This is a messenger RNA of Talaromyces rugulosus, 1632 nucleotides long. RefSeq lists its product as uncharacterized. The record is from RefSeq and is a predicted model, not a curated record. The transcript has 3 exons. NCBI's taxonomy places the organism in Eukaryota, Fungi, Ascomycota, Eurotiomycetes, Eurotiales, Trichocomaceae. Gene Ontology annotation, cellular component: membrane. Gene Ontology annotation, molecular function: carbohydrate:proton symporter activity. The coding region runs from base 1 to 1632 and encodes 543 amino acids. Gene Ontology annotation, biological process: transmembrane transport; carbohydrate transport.
AUGUCCAUCCUCUCUCUGGUCGAAGAUCGCCCGACGCCCGCCUGCGUCUACAACUGGCGCAUAUACUUGCUCGCUGGCGUUGCGUCGUUAACAUCAUGUAUGAUCGGAUACGACAGUGCUUUUAUCGGCACGACACUGUCGCUGCCCUCGUUCAGGUCCGAGUUCAACUUUGACUCGAUGAGCUCGUCUAAGCAGGACCUAGUGUCUGCCAACAUCGUCUCGUGCUACCAGGCCGGUGCCUUCUUUGGCGCUCUUUUUGCCUACGGAAUUUCCCCCUUUUGGGGCCGCAGAAUUGGCUUGUUGAUUGCCUCGCUAGUCUUCACUCUCGGUGCCGGUUUGAUGCUUGGUGCAAACGGUGAGCGUGGUCUGGGACUUAUCUAUGCUGGUCGAGUGCUAGCCGGCCUUGGUGUUGGUGCUGGCUCUAACUUUACCCCGAUCUACAUUGCCGAGCUCUCUCCGCCGGCGAUUCGAGGUCGGCUUAUUGGAGUCUAUGAACUGGGAUGGCAGAUUGGUGGCCUGGUUGGGUUUUGGAUCAACUAUGGCGUGCAAACCACGCUUCCCGAAAACCACAAGCAGUGGAUUAUCCCCUUUGCCAUCCAGCUAAUCCCGUCGGGCCUUUUGAUUAUCGGUGCACUCCUGAUUCGUGAAUCGCCACGGUACCUGAUGAUCCACGGCAAACGCGAGCAAGGCAUCAAGAAUCUGUGCUGGAUCAGACAGCUUCCGGCGGAUCACAUCUACAUGAUUGAAGAAAUCGGUGCCAUUGAUCAGGCAACAGAAGAACUCGCGUCCACGGUUGGCAUUGGCUUCUGGAAACCCAUAAAGGCCGCCUUUACCACCAGGAAAUACCAGAUUCGGUUGUUCAUCGGUGCGAUGUUGUUUGUGUGGCAGAAUGGAUCGGGCAUCAACGCGAUCAACUACUACAGCCCGACUGUCUUCAAGAGUAUUGGCGUCACGGGCACUAAUUCUGCUUUGUUGACGACAGGUCUGUUUGGCUGUGUCAAGACGGCCGUCACGAUUGUGUGGAUCUUGUACCUGAUCGACCACGUCGGUCGACGCAAUCUGCUCAUCUACGGUGCUUUGGGUGGCUCCGUGUGCAUGUGGAUUAUCGGGGCAUAUAUCAAGAUUGCCCAGCCUACCAAGAAUCCGACCAGCCAUCUCAAUGGAGGAGGCAUUGCGGCGAUCUUUUUCUUCUACCUGUGGACAACAUUCUACACUCCGACGUGGAACGGAACGCCCUGGGUUCUAAACUCGGAAAUGUUCGACCAAAACAUGCGUUCCUUCGCGCAAGCCUGCGCAGCCGCAUCCAACUGGCUGUGGAAUUUCCUCAUCUCGCGCUUCACGCCGCAAAUGUUUGACACGAUGGACUACGGGGUGUAUUUCUUCUUUGCGUCGCUGAUGCUGCUGUCCAUUGUCUUUGUGUUUUUCCUUGUGCCGGAAACAAAGGGGAUUCCACUUGAGAAUAUGGAUAUGCUGUUUGAGUUGAAACCGUUCAAGGCUCAUUCAACGGUGCUCAAACGUCUUCGUGAAGAUGAGGAGCAGUUCCGUGAGGCAGCUAAGGGGGUUCAGGUGGAGAAGUCUUCGCCGUCGGUGCACGUCGAAGACGCCGAGGUGGGCCAGGCUGUUUACUUGUAG